This is a messenger RNA of Cokeromyces recurvatus, 1498 nucleotides long. RefSeq names its product Leo1-like protein-domain-containing protein. Gene Ontology annotation, molecular function: RNA polymerase II C-terminal domain phosphoserine binding. NCBI's taxonomy places the organism in Eukaryota, Fungi, Mucoromycota, Mucoromycetes, Mucorales, Mucoraceae. The coding region runs from base 1 to 1347 and encodes 448 amino acids. Gene Ontology annotation, biological process: transcription elongation by RNA polymerase II; positive regulation of transcription elongation by RNA polymerase II. Gene Ontology annotation, cellular component: Cdc73/Paf1 complex; nucleus. The transcript has 4 exons. The record is from RefSeq and is a predicted model, not a curated record.
AUGCCAUACGAAGAUGAUGAUAAGAAUACUUCUGAUCACGGUUUUGGUGAUCUUUUUGGUUCUGAUGAUGAAGCAUCUGAUAUAGAUGAUGGACGUUCUCAGUUUUCAGAAGAACAGCAAACUACUUCUGCCGCCAAUACUUUGAAAUCAUCACCGGUACUGUCAUCAACUGCAGCAAAAACAAAUGAUUUUGACAAAUUAUUUGGUAGUAGUGAUGAGGAAUCAGAAGAAAAGAUAGAGAAAAAACAAACACUAAAACAAAGAAGCUCACAAUUUGAAUCUUCAGAAGAUGAACAAGAUAACUUGGAUAAACAAAGUUUAAAUGAGUAUGAAGAUGAUAAUGAAGGAUAUAGAGACAAUGAUUAUAGAUCAUCUUAUAAGGAAAAACGCGUAGAAGUUUCAGUUGAAUUGCCACAAUUGUCUUUACCUUAUAGCGAUGAUAAUAAGUAUUAUUUAGUAAAGUUACCACAUUAUUUAGAUAUUGAAAAUAAUCCAUUUGUUGCUGAAGAAUUCAAAGUUCAAACUGGUGAAGGAUUAAGUGAAGCACAAGAACAAGAGUCUAUUCGUGAGCAAGUUGAGAGUACUAUCCGUUGGAGAAGAGUAAAAGAAGAUGGUAUAGAGACUAUGCAAUCGAAUGCACAUUUUGUUGAAUGGGAGGAUGGUAGAAUGUCACUUAUGUUGGGUGAUGAAUGCUUUGAUAUUAGUAGCAAGCCUGUUGGAUCUCACGAACAUAUAUAUUUGCUUGCACAUCAAUCUUCUGCUGGUGCGCUUGAAAGUCAAACUGAAUUAACAGAUUAUAUGGCGUUUAGACCUAGUGGUCUUAUGAGUGAUACACAUCGUUAUCUAACGGCACAAAUUGCUGAUAAACAAAUAAAGAAAAACAAAACAAAAAUAUUUUUUACUGAAAAAGAUCCAGAACGCAUGAAACAUGAACUUGAGGCUCAAGAAAAUGAGCGUUUGAAAGCACAAAGGAAAUUAGAACAACAACGCAGGAAAGCUGAUUUACGUUAUAAUGAUGUUGGCACACGCCGUCAUAAUGAUUUUGGAGAUUUUGAUACAGUUGAUUAUUCAUCAAAUUAUAGCUCAAGUCAUUUGGCACAAGACCGCUAUGAAGAUGAUUUUGUUGUUGAUGAUGAUGAAUACGAUGAAGAAGAAGAAAGAUUAAGAGAAAAUCGAUUAUCACAAGUAAAACGAACUGGCAUGGAUAGAUAUAAACGAUCUAAUUAUAGUGAUGAGGACGAAGAAGAGGAGUAUGAUUACGGAAGUGAAGAAGAGGAAGAUGAUGAUGAAGAAAUUGUUGUUAGAAGACAUAAACGUAAUCGUAUUUUAAGUGAUGAAGAUGAAUAAGACUUACCAAGUUUAAAAAAAAAGAAGAAAUAAGAUAACUAUGUCUAUUACAUGUAUAAAUCUGUAAUAGUGAUUUAUUUAUAUAUCUAAUAAAGGAGAGAUAAUAUGUUAGUUUGAAGAAAGUUACAUUAUUAAACAAACUAUAUAAAUU